Messenger RNA from Patella vulgata (common limpet), 2541 nucleotides. RefSeq names its product E3 ubiquitin-protein ligase TRIM39. NCBI's taxonomy places the organism in Eukaryota, Metazoa, Mollusca, Gastropoda, Patellidae. The transcript has a single exon. Gene Ontology annotation, cellular component: chromatin; nucleoplasm. The coding region runs from base 46 to 1383 and encodes 445 amino acids. The record is from RefSeq and is a predicted model, not a curated record. Gene Ontology annotation, biological process: positive regulation of DNA-templated transcription. Gene Ontology annotation, molecular function: ubiquitin-protein transferase activity; zinc ion binding.
ACGUAGUGGUACGUUAAUGAAGCGAGGAAUAUUUCGUGUGUGGAAAUGGCGACCAAGAUGGAGUGUAGUAUAUGUUUGUGUGAUUUUACAAAUCCAAAAAUAAUUGACUGUUUUCAUACAUUUUGUAAAACCUGUCUGGAUGAUUACAUUUCAAACAAAUCUGAGAACGGCCAUUUUCCUUGUCCUAUUUGUCGUAAAGUUAUCAGGAUUCCUGAACAAUUUACUACUAAUUUUUAUCUCUCGCAUCAAACAGAGGUGAGUGAAUCUACAGACGCCAUAUGUGGAAACGUGUCCACCGUUAAAGAUAAUGAAAGUGAAAGUAGGAUGUGUAGUAAUCACAUGAAAGAAAUAGAUCUAUAUUGUAAACGGUGUAGUGUAUCCAUAUGUUAUAAAUGUUUUAUAGCUGAUCACAAUGGUCACUCGGUCAGUGAUUUAAACGAUUUUAAACUCGAGAUAAAGAUGGAGAUCCAAUCACUGAGAGGGGAGCUAGAGAACACCUUACUGAAAUACGAACAAUUUUCAGAAUCCAUCCAGCAUCAGAAGAAAGAGAUCGAGACACAAACUUCACAGAUAUGUACCAGGAUUGAUAAAAGAGUGGAUAAACUUAGUGCAGCUCUUCGCAAUAUCGGGAAUACAAUGAAAGACGAGGUUAGGCAAAAUCAUCGCCAGGAAGAAACUAAGAUGACGAGCAUAGACACAGAAACAAAGAACCUUUUAAAAGAAAUAUCAGAUGAUGUAGACCAUAUCGGGUUAUCACAAUUAUUGGUUUUAAAAACGAAACUUCUACAGGAGAUUGAAAAUGGUAAACAUGAGCUCAUCCUUCCAGAACCCAACAUACUUUUGUUUCAAGAAGGUGAAAUGAACAAAAUACAACUAACUAACCAACUUGGUCAAAUAAAGACAGGAAUGAAGAAAAAUCACACAAAGAUAGCAAGCAAACAUAACUUGUCAAAUUCGGGGGCUGCAAACGGAGACAACUUGUCAAACUCAGAAGUGGCCAUACAAAAGGCAUGCAUUUUCCUUUUUAAUUUAGAUCACGGAAAGCAAAUACAGUAUAUCGGAAACUCGGAUGUUAAAUAUGGUGGAUUAUCUUGGUGGUCGUCUGCAUUUUUUCGUAACAACAAACUGUUUUUACAGUUCGAGUUAAAAGUUCUCGAUUCCUUUAAUGGAUCAUUGCCAUCUAAAAUAUUAAUUAAACUGGAACUGUUAAACAAUCGAAAUCAAAAGUUAAACAAAAUAAAACAGUCGAUGAUUCAGCGAAGCAAAACAUAUAAUUGGGAGGAUGUAAUUAGCAUGAACGAACUGGGGAACCCUUCUCUUGGAUAUGUAGAUGGCCAAGGUGUUUUCACAUUUCAAUUAGUUGUAUUAAAUGUAAUGCCAUAGUAGACUGUUUGAUUCAUGGAGUCAUCUCCCGACACUCGCCAUUGCCAGUGAAAAUUAUUUUAUUUUAAAAUUAGCUUGAAUAAUUUACUUGUCAAAUAUGGCUAACUUGCUGUAAUAAUUUUGUUGUUAAAUUAAUCUCACAACUAUGGAAAUUAAAUGAAUUUAUAUAGGCCCCAAUACAUUUGUUAUAACAUGUUGUCGUCAUCCCUGUCCGUCAGUCCACAUUUCGUAUAACCGAUGUGCUUUAAUUUAGCUGUAUUGACUGGACUGGUAAUGCUCAUAACCACUUGAACGCAUAUGCUUUUAACAAGCCAAUGUAACAUUCCACUUGGAGAAUUACAUUUGGUUCAAGUUAUAAUAUUAUUGACACAUGCAAGUCUUAAAACUGUAGCACUAUCGUCGUUGCGACAUUGUUUUUAAAUUUAUAGACAAGGAAUAGAGAAAUAAGAUGGGUUAAACAACAUUAUUUAUCUUUACAAAUUAUUCUCUAUUGUCAGUAUAUUAAGGUAUGAGUUUAUUUAAAACGCAAAUUAACUGUUUAUGAAAUAGCGUGAGAAUAACAGGAAAGAGGGUCUGAUUUCAAGGAUAGAUUGUGUCGAGAAACAUGUGACGGAAAAUUACGAUUGCAUCAUUUAGCUUGUUUGACCAAUCUCUAUACUUAUUUACAAGAUAUUUGACCAAUUAGAUAAUUGAACGUCCAAAACCCACAGCUACAAAACUAUAAUACUUGUGAGAAUUCGUUAGACUUCUAUUAGGUUCCAGAGAGCUUACAUCUGAGUUCCUAGACAGCCGCGAGGCUGGCUAGGGUAGAGAAAUGGUUUUAACUAGUAUUGUUAUCUAUUAUGCUUGUAUACCUGUAUUCAGCUAUAUAUAUAUAUAAAAUGUAGAAGCAAACUGUUGCAUUGUUAUUCCUGGUAAGACAAACGUCUUAAGAAACUGUAAGAAGUAAAUACACAACGUGAAGCAGAAGUAAAGACAGCUAGAGACAAAUUCUAGACGAUCACAAGGCUACAGAAAUAUGUAGUAAGAAAAGAUGCAUGGGUCGUAUGUAGGAUGUGGCGACCGGUUUCCCAUAGACGCUCUCCACGUCAGACAGAAGGCUCAUGGUGCUACAAAACUGGGUUGGCGUAUUCAUUAAUCCAGUCAGAGCAGAACAGU